This is a messenger RNA of Gamsiella multidivaricata, 656 nucleotides long. RefSeq lists its product as uncharacterized. Gene Ontology annotation, molecular function: glutathione peroxidase activity; glutathione transferase activity. Lineage: Eukaryota; Fungi; Mortierellomycota; Mortierellomycetes; Mortierellales; Mortierellaceae. The transcript has 2 exons. The coding region runs from base 50 to 493 and encodes 147 amino acids. The record is from RefSeq and is a predicted model, not a curated record. Gene Ontology annotation, cellular component: membrane; nuclear envelope; endoplasmic reticulum.
CACCUCACCCACAUACUCUUCUUCACACUCUUUUCUUCAUACAUUAAAAAUGAUUAUCGACAUCUCCAACCAAUACGGCUAUACUCUCGCCGUCUCGGUCGCCUCGACCAUCCUCGUUACAGCGCUCGGCUUCAAGGUCGGCAGCUACCGCCAGAUCGCAGGUGUGCCCCUCCCCAACAUGUACGCCGAUGACGCCGAGGCCCGCAAGGACAAGAAGAAGAUGAUCUUCAACUGCAAGCAGCGUGUCCACCAGAACACCCUCGAGGGCUUUGCCCCCUACCUGGUUUCGCUUUUGGUCGCUGGUCUCCGUUACCCCAUUGCCGCCCCCGCCCUGGGCUCGGUCUGGAUGUUGGGUCGUAUGGCUUACAGUGUCGGAUACACCAGUGGUGACCCAGCCAAGCGUCAGAUGGGUGUCUGGGGACAUAUUGGAGAUAUCGGUCUGUUGGCCUUGACCGGAAAGAUCGCCUAUGAUAUGAUCAUGGCUUCCUUCUAAGGAGAUCACCGGCAAAAUUUUGUAUUACCACAUUUAAUCUAGAUCCGAAACAGAAAAUAUAUAUUUUUUUCUUGCCCAUUAAAAUCGACGGAUGCAGCGUAGCUGUGGCCCCCGAGUAAUGAAAAAGCACGGUCAUAAAAAGUCGCAGAACGAUAUCUUGAGC